Triplophysa dalaica is the source of this 1516-nucleotide messenger RNA. RefSeq names its product PDZ binding kinase (gene pbk). NCBI's taxonomy places the organism in Eukaryota, Metazoa, Chordata, Actinopteri, Cypriniformes, Nemacheilidae. Gene Ontology annotation, biological process: protein phosphorylation. Gene Ontology annotation, molecular function: ATP binding; protein serine/threonine kinase activity. The record is from RefSeq and is a predicted model, not a curated record. The coding region runs from base 82 to 1185 and encodes 367 amino acids. The transcript is spliced from 7 exons.
GUACGUGUGACGUCAAACAAGUUGUUGAAUUUUGAAAGACGGGCGCGAUUUUCAGCAGCUGUGAGAGUCUAUUUCUAGGAAAUGGAGACCAAUAAAGAAUCGCCGUGUGUCUUUAAAACGCCUUGCAAGCCUGCAAAAGUUAAAAGUCCAGCCAGUGCAUGUGGAACCCCUGUCACUAUACCAGCCUCUCCCUUUAUGAAGAAGCUUGGCUGUGGAACUGGAGUCAAUGUGUAUCUAAUGGACAGGAUGGGAAAGCAGGCUCAUUCCCCAUGGGCUAUUAAAAAGAUCAACAGCAAGUGUGCAAAAAGUCAGAUGAAAGUCUAUCAGAGGCGUCUGUGUGAUGAGGCGAAGAUCUUGAAAGACCUGCACCACCCAAAUAUUGUUGGCUUCAGAGCUUUUGCCACAGCAAAGGAUGGCUCUAAGUGUUUAGCGAUGGAGUAUGGAGGAGAGCAGUCUUUGAACGAUCUCAUCGAGAAGAGGAGAGAGGAUGGCCUACAAGCAUUUCCUGUGGCCACCAUUGAAAAAGUGGCUCUUCAUGUUGCACGUGGAUUACAGUACCUGCACAAUGAGAAGAAGCUUUUGCAUGGGGAUAUGAAAUCAUGCAAUGUUGUAAUAAAGGGCGACUUUGAGAGCAUCAAAAUCUGUGAUGUUGGAGUAUCUCUGCCGCUGGAUGAAAACAUGCAAGGUACACAUUUUAGCAUUAUGUCCAUCCCUUUCUUCAAAGAUGAUUUAGAUGUUUAUAAACAUUUUGCAUGUUCCUCAGUGAGUGAUCCAAAAGCCCAUUACAUUGGAACCGAACCAUGGAAGCCCAAAGAAGCUCUGGAGGAUGGAGUCAUCAGGGAUAAAGCUGAUAUCUUUGCGUAUGGGCUCACUUUGUGGGAGAUGAUGACUCUUUCUGUUCCUCACCUGGAGAUGCUGGACACUGAGGAUGAUGAUGAUGAUAAUGAUGACUCCUUUGAUGAGGAUGACUUUGAUGAAGACGCAUAUUAUGAAAGGCUUGGUACUCGACCACCCUUGGAUUUAUCCACUCUAGGAGGAGGUUACCAGAAGAUGGUGGAGCUCUUCUGUCUCUGUACAGAGGAAGACCCUCACAAAAGACCCUCUGCUGCUCACAUUCUACAGGCACUGGAGUCCAACACCCAGCUGUCUGACAAAGGCAGCAGUGAGGUUAUAGUAAUUGAUUAAUGGUUUGUCUAUAUCCUUGUCUAUCUAAAAUAUGUAUGUUGUUGGCGUUUUUCUCUAAUUUUACUUUGUAGACUGUUUCUUUGUCACAUUGUAAAUACUUUUCUGUUCAGCAUUUAGUCUUAUUAGAUAUGUUUUUAUGUGCUUAUGGACAUCCUAGAGACUGUAGUCUAGUGGUUGCAAAGCAAUUUAAAUUAAAUAGUGUCUGUGUUUGAACUGUUAAACGAAAUAAAACGAAAUUUCGGGUCUAUCAAUGGACUAGAACAAAGAACAUGUACAAUAACGUUUUGUAGCCAAGGUACGUUUAAUUAAAAGUACCAACUGGAUUACAGUA